Molecule: messenger RNA, 1761 nt
Organism: Ruditapes philippinarum (Manila clam)
Lineage: Eukaryota; Metazoa; Mollusca; Bivalvia; Venerida; Veneridae
Product: calcium-activated chloride channel regulator 4-like
Exons: 8
Source: RefSeq, a predicted model, not a curated record
AUGCUAAACAACUCCCUGUGUCAACAAAUACAGUCCCAGAAUUCGAAAUAAUACAAGAAACUACGAGUUAUCGUGUGUUUGUAUUAGAUACAUCGGGAAGUAUGCAGGGGGAAAGACUUAAGACCCUUAGACAUGCCAUGGAAAAUGUAAUACAGCAGUUGAUCUUAAAAGGAAGCUGGGUUGGAAUUGUUACAUUUGGUACAACAGCUACAGUAAAGAAAGACCUGACUGAGAUUAACACUCAGCAAGACCGCAAAAAUUUAAUUAGCGUAAUCCCAGAUUCAGCUUCAGGAAGGACAUGUAUGGGAUGUGGUAUGAUAGAAGCAAAAAAGCUUUUAACAAAGAAGCUCGGAACUGUUUCACAAGGUGAAAUAAUUCUCAUAUCUGACGGAGAAGAUUCAUCAGAUGAACCCGACGCUGUCAAUGUCCAUGUUAACGAUGCCAGACAAGAAGUGAUUAAUGCCAAAAUAACUGUCCACACUAUAGCUAUAUCUCAACAAGCGGAUCAUUUACUUGGUGAUAUUGCACGAGAAACUGGCGGCAAAUAUUACACGUAUUUAGACAAUGGAGGUAUAAGUCUUCUUGGUGCAUUCUCUGAAACUCUUUCCGGUGGUUUAACUUCUGCAAGAAAUAAAAAUGUCAUGUUGAUGGCACAUAAAAUGAAUUCGGUGGAUACAAACCAACAUAAUAUAUCGUUUGCUCUAGAAAAAGGAUUGGGUGGUGACACAACGUUUUCCUUCAUAACGCCCACGGACACAGACGUCAAAUUUGAACUGACCGGCCCAAACGACUAUAAUCAGUUUAUUGAAAGUCAUGGAAGCAUAACAACUUUAUCAAUUCCCGGUACUGCACAAGCCGGAGAAUAUGAAAUGAUAGUCACGACCGGAACGAUGCCAAGAACUGUAGAGUAUUUCGCAAAAUCAGAUGCUACCAGUGACGACAUAGUCAGAGUGACGUCAUUGCUCUCAACCAGUAAUAUUGAUUUAUCUACUGGCGAUCUACCAAUUAUUUUCUCUGAAGUCUCAAAAGGGUAUUUACCAAUUCUUAAUGCAACAGUUACAGCCCAUGUAGAGACAGGUAACCAUAUCUGCGACGUGAAACUAAUGGAUGACGGGAUAGACCCAGAUUCAUUUAUUGACGACGGAAUAUAUUCUGGCUAUAUAUUUCCUACUUGCUUACAUUCUGGCCGAGUUAAUGUGAAAGUUGACGUAAAGGGAGCGAAAGGAGAGACCCAAGUUCUACAGAGUGUCACAGGAGCUCCGAAUCCCGAAGAAGGUGAUAUUGAUGAGCGCACUGAAGUCUAUGACAGCUCCUUUCAGCGUGUGCAAAUUCUUGAACAGUUGAAUGUGACUAACUACAAAAAUAUUACGACGUCAGAUGAUUUAAUAGCGCCAGGAAAAAUUACUGACGUCAACAUUCACCAUAUACAAUCAAAGGCUUUGAGUAACUCAGAAAGAAGAAAUUGCACAAUAUCUUGGACAGCAACCGGUGAUGAUAAAACCAUUGGCAGAGCUUCAAGCUAUAUUUUUAGGAUUGCCGACGAUGUUGACGUCUUACUUAAUGACUUUGAUAACGCCCCUAUACUUGAAGUGGGAAAUAAUUCACUUAUUCCGAAACCGUCAGGCGACAUCGAAGUUCUGAAGAUUACUGUUGACGCAGAGGAAUCUUAUACUGGGACGGCUUUCUUUGCAUUACAAGCUGUUGAUGAAACCGGAAAUAAAGGGAGCGUCUCAAACAUUAUUUCCAUAGUCGUUGCUAAGG